Molecule: messenger RNA, 427 nt
Organism: Drosophila suzukii
Lineage: Eukaryota; Metazoa; Arthropoda; Insecta; Diptera; Drosophilidae
Source: RefSeq, a predicted model, not a curated record
AUGCUCUUAUCCUACCGAUGCAUCUACUCGGUGCUGCUGUCCACCAUAGCCAGUAUUAUGGUGGUCCUCAGCUCUGCAUCCUCCGGCUCCAUGCAGCUGCCCACCGUUCGCAAGUGCGGCGGUGGCGUCAGCUCCACGGGAGCAGCCCACACUAUGGCCAUGAACUUGGCGGCCUACGGGCUGCUGGAGAAUCGGAUUAGCACUCUGGAAGCACCGCGACAAACGCACUGGAGCAAGAAGUUCCUGGCCAAGCGGGAAGCGACUCCACACUCAGCGCCCUAUGUGGUCAGCAUCCAGAUGAUGACGCCGGAUCAAGGACUGGUCCACUACUGUGCCGGCACUGUGAUCAACGAGCACUGGAUCCUGACGGCGGCCCACUGCCUCAGUUCACCGCAGGCGGUGGAAAAUUCCGUCAUUGUGGCGGGCA